Theobroma cacao (cacao) is the source of this 2856-nucleotide messenger RNA. The record is from RefSeq and is a predicted model, not a curated record. NCBI's taxonomy places the organism in Eukaryota, Viridiplantae, Streptophyta, Magnoliopsida, Malvales, Malvaceae.
CAGCGUAAAGUUUGACUUCUAAGUUCUAUUGGUUCCCAGUUUCCCACAACCUUAAGUUGCCAAGCCUUGCAAGCACAAGACAGCUAUGUUUUUCUACAAUACAGUGAUAAAAAUCAGGCCUUAUGAUGAAGACUCGCAAUAUGCGUUAACCGUUGAGGUUUCCCCGUUUGGUAUUGCUAAAUAUCAAAGUGAUCUGCAAUCCCAAGAUAACCAGAGCUCCUGAUCUAUAUUUGAUCAGGAAUCAACUUCCCAUCUCUUUCUCUGUCCACCUUUGUCAAAAGAAUAAAGAAACAGUAUGGGCAAUCCAAUGCCAUUUUUUGUCACCGUUUUCAUUCUCUUAGUGCUUAAUGGCCAUGGACUGAUGACUACAAAAGUUGAAGCCAAGAGCAAUGUUCAUAUUGUUUACCUGGGAGAAAGGCAGCUUGAUGAUCCUAAGCUGGUGACAGAUUCUCAUCAUGACUUGCUUGCUACAGUAGUAGGGAGUAAGGAAGUUGCCUCAGAUUUGAUGGUUUACAGCUACAGACAUGGCUUCUCCGGGUUUGCAGCCAAGCUUACAGAGUCUCAGGCACAAAAACUUUCAGAGUUGCCUGGUGUUGUUCGAGUAAUACCAAAUAGCCUUCACAGGCUGCAGACAACUAGAAGUUGGGACUUCCUUGGCCUCUCUUCUCAUUAUCCUACCAAUAUUCUUCAAAAUAGCAAAAUGGGCGAUGGAGUUAUCAUCGGUGUCUUUGAUACAGGAAUAUGGCCAGAGUCUAAAGCUUUUAGUGAUGAAGGACUUGGACCAAUUCCAUCGCGUUGGAAGGGAGUCUGUAAAUCUGGGGACCAUUUCAAUGCAGCAACUCACUGCAAUAGAAAAAUUAUAGGAGCUCGUUGGUUCAUUGACGGAUUUCUUGCUGAGUAUGGACAGCCAUUUAACACAUCUGAAGACCCAGAGUACUUUUCACCGAGAGAUGCUAAUGGACAUGGAACACAUACAUCCAGCACAGCAGGUGGUUCUUAUGUAAGAAAUGUUAGCUACAGAGGCCUUGGCCCCGGGACAGUAAGAGGUGGCGCACCACAUGCUCGGUUGGCUAUAUAUAAAGUCUGCUGGAAUGUGCUUGGUGGACAAUGUGCAUCAGCUGAUAUCCUAAAAGCCUUUGAUGAAGCAAUACAUGAUGGAGUUGACGUCUUAUCACUGUCAAUUGGGUAUUCAUUGCCUCUAUUUUCAGAUGUUGAUGAACGAGAUGGGAUUGCUACAGGUUCCUUCCAUGCCGUUGCCAGGGGCAUCACUGUUGUUUGUGGAGCUGCAAACGAUGGGCCUUCAGCUCAAACAGUGCAGAACACAGCACCAUGGAUAGUAACCGUUGCAGCAAGUACCAUGGAUCGAGCUUUCCCUACACCCAUAACGCUCGGGAACAAUAAAACCUUUUUGGGUCAAGCCAUUUUUACAGGAAAGGAGAAUGGCUUUACUGGCUUGACAUACCCAGAGGGUACAGGGCUUGACCCUACUUCUGCAGGUGCAUGCCAAGAUCUAUUACUUAAUUCAACGUUGGUCGCUGGAAAAGUUGUACUUUGCUUUGCCUCAGUCGCUCGUAGAGUUGCCAUAAGAAGUGCUGCAGCAACUUUACAAGAAGCAGGGGGGACAGGGCUGAUUAUUGCCAAAAAUCCGAGUGACGCCUUGACUGAAUGCAGCAAUGACUUUCCAUGCAUUGAAGUUGACUAUGAAAUUGGCACCCGAAUACUCUAUUACAUCCGAUCUGCCAAGUACCUUCAUUUUCCUAUUUCUAUAGUUACUACUAUUUCUAGACUCCUUUGUAAUCCUUGGUUCGUGGUUCUCAAAAUUUAUCUACACAGGUCCCCUACAGUGAAAUUGAGCCCUUCCAAAACACUUGUAGGCAAGCCUGUGUCAGCCAAGGUGGCCUUCUUCUCAUCAAGGGGGCCUAGCUCCAUUGCACCAGAAAUUCUCAAGCCAGACAUAACUGCACCUGGAGUGAACAUACUAGCUGCUAUUUCUCAGCUGAAUCAGUUGAGGGAUGAUGGAUAUGCCAUACGCUCAGGAACUUCAAUGGCAACUCCUCAUGUCUCAGGCAUUGUGGCACUUCUCAAAGCAAUACAUCCUGAUUGGUCUCCUGCAGCUAUUAAAUCUGCACUAGUUACAACUGCAUGGACGAAAGAUGCAUCUGGUUUACCACUCUUUGCUGAGGGAUCUCCCCAAAAACUAGCUAAUCCAUUUGAUUUUGGAGGUGGCAUUGUAAAUCCAAAUGGGGCAGCAGAUCCUGGCCUGGUAUAUGACAUGGGCACAUCAGACUACAUCCAAUACCUCUGUGCUAUGGGUUAUAAUGACUCUGCCAUCAGUCGACUUACAGGGCAAUCUACAGUGUGCCCGAUCAAAAAACCUUCCAUUUUGGAUGUAAAUGUACCAUCCAUAACCAUUUCAAGUCUUAGAAAUUCAGCCACUCUUACCAGAACUGUAACAAAUGUGGGAGCGCCUAUAUCUGUUUAUAGAGCUGUAAUUGAGCCCCCAACUGGCAUAACCGUAACGGUAAGGCCUAACGUCUUAGUCUUCAACUCCACAACCAAGAAGAUCUCCUUCAGCGUCACAGUCUCUGCAGCCCACCAGGUGAAUACAGGAUAUUUCUUUGGAAGCCUGACUUGGACCAAUGAACGGCACGCUGUGAGAAUCCCCUUGUCUGUGAAAACACAGUUUUUACAAUCUUAUGCUGAUGAUAAUUAAUUAUUGUCGUAUUGGCUUAUUCCAAAAGAAUGUACACUUCCAAGUUAUAGCUAACUCAAUCCACAGAUGAGUUUUAAGUUAACUUGAUAUGUUCAUUUUUGUUUAAGUUUGUAAAGAUUUAAGAUCAUGAUAUGGUUCUCAGC